AGCUCAAAGUGGGCUUGCGCUUUUUGCUCGCCCCGGGCACCCAAAGUCUCACAACGAAGCUCUUGAGCCUCGUGGUGAGGGCAUGAAGGCCUUCCUGGCCGCACUGGCCCUUGCCUCGGGCGCCAAACUGAGGACAACGUCCCAGCAGGAGGCAACCUUCAUAGAGCAGAAGUCUGCGAGGUCGCUGGUGGCAAACUGCCCUGACAACCAGUUUCCGCACGUCAACCUCACCAUUGAGGGUGUAGGCGCGCAUGCGGACGUCUUGCCUCCAGAGAGGCUGCAGGAGCUGCAAACAAACCUAGCCGGCCAUCCAGACUGGGCCAUCGGGAAGCCAUGGGUUCUGAGUCUGGAAGCCGAUUCCCUGGAGCCGGCGGAAGAUCGUGAGUUCGGCUUCGCAGGCGGCGAGGGCUUCCUGGUAUUUAAGGUGCCCAGGGGGAGCGUCGGCAAGAAAAUCGCCGUCACCAGCACCGUGGAAACCUUGCCGGAUCACUCCCGCUUGGAGUAUAGGGGGGCUAAGCCAAUCACCAUAGACAACGCAAUCAAGAUGACAAAUAUUUGUCUUCGGCCAAUGACAUGCGAUAUCUUCUUCUCAAAGAAUCCAACCAUGUGCAAGAAUGAUGACCUCUGGGUCAGAAGGUCUCACCCGGAGAAUGUGGCGGGGCACACUAGGCGUGCGUGUUGCGAAGAGAUUAGAUGCGCAGAUGCCGCCCCGUGCGUGCCAGAAUCGAAGUAUGACAAGAGGCCCGACUACGGCAAAGCCUUUGGGAGCCAGCCCGACCACUGCUGCGUGCCGAAGCUGUGCGCCAGCAGCAUCUGCAACAGCAGCCAGUGGGAAGCAAAGCCCGGCAAUGUCCUGGGUAGCACAAAGGAGGAGUGCUGCACCCCUCGCGACUGCGAUGACUACACUUGCGCCUCCAAAUUUGUCAAAAAAGCCAAGAGGCACGACGCCGAGGGCCAUCCUGUGCUCCAGCAGGGCGGCACUGAUGAGGAAUGCUGUGAGCAUGUCUCUUGUGACCACGUGAAAUGCGAUGCCACGGACGAGUGGACGAAGAAUAUGACUGCCAAAUCGGGCAGCACCUUGGAGGAGUGCUGCAUCCCUUUGUACUGUGCCAAGCACAGCUGUGACCCAGCCACGGAAUGGGAGAAGGAUCCGGGCGCAGUGCUUGGAAGCAGCAAUCCUUCCUGCUGCAAGCCCAAGCUGUGCAAAGAUUUCAGCUGCAACGCUGGCUUUGCGCUGAGGGCCGGCGCCACCAUGGGCAAGAAGUUGCUGCGGGGUAGCACCAGCGACGAGUGCUGCGAGAAAAAGCUCUGCCGGAACUGGAAGUGCAGUGAUCCCACAAAGUGGGUGGCAAAGGCAGAUGAGACCAACAAUGCUCUUGAGAGGCAAGGCUGGAGCGAUGAGGAGUGCUGCACUCCGAUUACCUGCAGCAGCGUCGAUUGCGUCCCAGAGUCAUUGUGGACUCCAAAAUCUGCCGACGAGCUGGAAGGCCUCCAAGGUAGCAAGAGCGAGCAGUGCUGCAAUCCUAGAUGGUGUGCUGUCUACACCUGCACGGGUGACAUCCCUGACAUGAAUGUCUCCAGCACCAAAUGGUUCAAAAAGAUGGACACGAACCAUUUCAAGUUCCGAGGGAGCACUGACGAGGAAUGCUGCCAUCCAAAGUACUGCAGCGAGUUCUUUACUGCCUUCCCCACCAAGUAUGAGCGGAAGCCGGAAGAUCACGUGAAGCCGAGGCAGGGCAGCACGGAAGCAGAGUGCUACAACGAGCUGAAGUGCAGCGACUACUGCUGCGUCAACCCAGACUUGAGUCUCAAGGAGGAUGCGGCACAAAUCUUGGGGAGCACUGAUGCAGAGUGUUGCGAGCAGCCGAAGUGAGCCACAGGCUCUCUUCCUACGGUCUCACAAGCCCCUCAGUCCUGCAACGACCAGUUG
Effrenium voratum is the source of this 1930-nucleotide messenger RNA. NCBI's taxonomy places the organism in Eukaryota, Dinophyceae, Suessiales, Symbiodiniaceae. The record is from the annotation of a GenBank genome assembly.